Messenger RNA from Capsicum annuum, 2934 nucleotides. Its product is annotated as MA3 DOMAIN-CONTAINING TRANSLATION REGULATORY FACTOR 1-like. Lineage: Eukaryota; Viridiplantae; Streptophyta; Magnoliopsida; Solanales; Solanaceae. Gene Ontology annotation, biological process: negative regulation of DNA-templated transcription. The coding region runs from base 438 to 2582 and encodes 714 amino acids. The record is from RefSeq and is a predicted model, not a curated record. The transcript is spliced from 4 exons.
AACCUUAAAGUGGAGCUCCACAAAUUAAAAUAACCUCAGCUUAAACGAGAAGAAGCCACGUGGAUAGAAUCAUUGUACUUGCUGACGUGUACCUUUAAUCAUAGUCUAGCUAGUCCCUUCUAUUUAUAGUCUACAUUCUCAUCCAUUUCAACUCUCUCACUCCUUUUUUUUUAAUUAAUUAAUUUGUCAACAAUCAAAUCUCAAUCCAUAAAUCCACAGAUAAACCUAUACAUACAAAAUUACAAAACAUCCCAUUCAUAUACUAUAUAAUUUACACACAUAAUUCUUCCCUUUGUGCUUCAUCAAUUUAGGGUUUUACUGGAGCUUUUCUUGAGGACGAUCGAUCGAAUUCUCGAUUUUUGUAUCCUCUCUCUUGGCUCACCAUCCGAGCCAAGAACAGAGGAAUUCAUUCCCUAUACUCAGAGAGGUUUUGUGAAAUGGAGUCAAGUGAGGGAUUUCUGACUGAACAACAGAGGGAGAUGCUGGAUAUUGCUCCGCAAAAUGUGGAGGUUUUGUCAUCUUCUCCGAAGUCACCUACGCUGAAAUCUCCAGGUGCCAAAUCAUCCUCCUCAUUUCUUUUAUCAGAACAUCAUGUGAAGGCACCAGGCGGUGGGAAGGCAUCAACGGCUGGGAUUGCUGUGAGACAUGUACGGCGUUCACAUUCAGGGAAACAUAUCCGGGUUAAGAAGGAUGGUGCUGGUGGUAAAGGCACUUGGGGAAAACUGCUCGAUACUGAUGGUGAAUCUCAUCUUGAUAAAAAUGAUCCCAACUAUGAUAGUGGUGAGGAGCCAUAUGAGCUUGUAGGAACAGCUGUCUCUGAUCCAUUAGAUGAUUACAAGAAAUCUGUAGUAUCAAUUAUAGAGGAAUACUUCAGCACCGGUGACGUGGAACUGGCUGCAUCUGAUCUCAAGGAAUUAGGUUCAACCGAGUAUCAUCCAUAUUUUAUUAAGAGACUUGUUUCUAUGGCAAUGGAUAGGCAUGACAAGGAGAAGGAAAUGACUUCAGUUCUUCUUUCUACUCUGUAUGCUGAUGUCAUCAACCCUACCCAGAUCAGUCAGGGAUUCUUCAUGCUUGUGGAGUCUGCUGAUGAUUUGGCAGUGGACAUACCAGAUACUGUUGAUAUCCUAGCUUUAUUCAUCGCACGGGCUGUGGUUGAUGACAUUCUUCCACCAGCUUUUAUCGCAAGAGCCAGGAAGACGCUCCCAGAAUCCUCCAAGGGGAUACAGGUGCUGCAAACUGCUGAGAAGAGCUAUCUCUCAGCUCCACACCAUGCAGAGCUUGUUGAAAGGCGCUGGGGUGGCAGCACCCAAUUCACUGUUGAGGAUGUCAAGAAAAGGAUUGCCGAUCUAUUGAGGGAGUAUGUUGAGAGUGGAGAUAUUGUUGAGGCAUGCAGAUGCAUAAGACAGUUGGAGGUUCCUUUUUUCUAUCACGAAGUCGUCAAGAGAGCUUUAGUUUUAGCAAUGGAGAUGCAGUCUGCUGAACCACUUAUUCUGAAGCUUUUAAAGGAGGCCGCAGAAGAGGGUCUUAUAAGUUCCAGUCAAAUGGUGAAGGGCUUUUCUAGGAUGGCCGAGAGUAUCGAUGAUCUUUCUCUGGAUAUUCCUUCUGCAAAAACUUUGUUCCAGUUGAUUGUUCGUCGGGCAAUUGCUGAGGGUUGGCUUGAUGCAUCUUUCUUGAAAGCGUCAGGUGACGAUGGACAAGCAAAUGGUCCAGAUGAUGAAAAAGUGAAGCAGUACAAAAAACAGAUCGUUAACAUAAUCCAUGAAUAUUUCCUCUCAGAUGACAUUCCGGAGCUUAUCCGGAGUUUGGAAGAUUUGGGGGCACCCGAGUAUAAUCCCAUUUUCCUGAAGAAGCUAAUUACCCUUGCCAUGGACAGGAAAAACAAGGAAAAGGAAAUGGCAUCUGUUUUGCUUUCUGCACUUCAUAUUGAGAUUUUUUCUAGUGAAGACAUAGUCAAUGGAUUUGUGAUGCUACUGGAAUCCGCAGAAGAUACAGCACUUGACAUUUUGGAUGCUUCCAAUGAACUUGCUCUUUUCCUUGCUAGGGCUGUAAUAGAUGAUGUCCUCGCUCCUCUGAAUUUGGAGGAGAUAUCGAAUAAGCUGCCACCAAAUUGCAGCAGUGGAGCGGAGACCGUCUGUACGGCUCAAUCACUUCUAUCUGCACGGCAUGCUGGAGAAAGGAUCCUGAGGUGUUGGGGUGGUGGGACUGGCUGGGCUGUGGAAGAUGCAAAGGAUAAGAUACAAAAGCUCCUUGAGGAAUUUGAAAGUAGUGGUGUUCUCAGUGAAGCUUGCCAGUGCAUACGAGAUCUUGGAAUGCCAUUCUUUAAUCAUGAGGUGGUGAAGAAAGCUUUGGUUAUGGCAAUGGAGAAGAAGAAUGACAGGAUGCUGGAUUUGCUGCAAGCAUGCUUUAAUGAGGGGCUUAUCACCACAAACCAGAUGACCAAAGGCUUUGGGAGGAUCAAGGACGGGCUUGAGGAUCUGGCUCUUGACAUUCCUAAUGCAAGGGAUAAAUUCACCUUUUAUUUGGAGUAUGCCAAAGAAAGGGGCUGGCUGUUACCAUCUUUUGGGUUGCCUGAUGCCUCUUAAUGAGAAGAAUCAUAUGCAUUUGCUUGUUGCAUCUCUGCAUGUUGUUCAUUGUUGCCUUUUCGAAGUCUGUUUUAUUGGGAGUGGUGGAUGGACACGGACUGCCAAGUCUGAACUGACCAUCUCUGCAAGUCAGUCCAGAAGACACGGACUGCCCAGUCCUUCCUAGUUCCUCUUUUAUGUUUCUUGUAUGAUGGAUAUCUCUUGAUGUAAAAAUUAGGCCUCCCGCGUUUAUCUAAUGUAGUGGUUAAUGCGUUCUGCAAUACCUUUGUCUUCCAUAAGGAUGUUAGUACAGAAUUAUCAAUAAUCCUGCAUUUUCUGAGUUCAAAUAUUUUGGUCAGUUCUACUUUGUUAA